Daldinia loculata is the source of this 1723-nucleotide messenger RNA. RefSeq names its product kinase-like protein. Gene Ontology annotation, biological process: regulation of mRNA processing; spliceosomal complex assembly; protein phosphorylation. The coding region runs from base 142 to 1626 and encodes 494 amino acids. NCBI's taxonomy places the organism in Eukaryota, Fungi, Ascomycota, Sordariomycetes, Xylariales, Hypoxylaceae. The record is from RefSeq and is a predicted model, not a curated record. The transcript is spliced from 2 exons. Gene Ontology annotation, molecular function: protein kinase activity; ATP binding.
UCUCCGGUAAGAUAUAUAGAUCCUAGAUCCAACUCGGACGAAAACCCGCAAUCCCGAAUUUGUAUAUAAUUCAGUGUCUUGUGCAGGAUCUUGACUCGUUUGUUCGCGCAACGCCCUGUUGUGGGUGCGGCCCACGCGGCUAUGGACUCGGAUCCCGACUACGAUUCGUGGAAAUACCUACCGUUCGAGCUCGGGGAAUGCGAAGACCUCGAGAACUAUGAGCCGGGAGGCUUCCACCCGGUGCACCUCGGUGAUGUGUACGAUAGGCACUACCGAGUCGUCCACAAGCUCGGGUUUGGCGGCUUCUCCACCGUCUGGCUUGCUCGAGAAACCAUCACGAAUCGAUGGGUCGCCUUAAAGAUCGUUGCCGCUAGAGAGUCGCCUACGUACGAAGACCGUUCCGUGAUUGCGAGAAAUCCUAGCAUUGCCGGGUCCCGUCUUUUUGUCACGGUUGACCGGCAGUUCUGGAUCGACGGUCCAAAUGGCCGACAUCUUUGUCUCGUGUUACCGGCUCUGGGCCCGGACUUGUCUAAGCUUUCUAGGGGUAUCUACUCAAGAGUAAACCCAGCGUUUGCCAGGGAGGUGUCUCUCCAGGCAGCCCGAGCUCUUAUACAGCUCCAUUUGAAUGGGCUUUGUCACGGAGACUUCACUGUGAGCAACAUGGCAUUACGCCUCAUUAAUGAGUUUGAUUUGUACGAAGAGGACUACCUAUUUGAACUUUUUGGACGUCCUCAAACCGCACCCCUCCGAACCUACUCCGGGGAUCCUCCAGGACCUCACGGACCCAAAUACAUUGUGGUCCCCUUAGACUUCUGCUCUUCUGCUACCAACCUGCUCAGCAGCGAAAUCUGCAUCAUCGACUUUGACCAAUCAUUCACAAUCACAGGCCCGCCGCUGGAACGGCCUGGGAUACCGGCAAAGUACCUAGCACCGGAAAUCGCGGUCGGACGACCCGCAAGCCCGGCUUCGGACAUCUGGGCCCUGGGAUGCGCCAUCUUUCGGAUCCGGUCGGGUGACGACCUCUUCUUUGACUAUGAUACUGACACCCCGACCGACGCGCUUAGGCAGAUUGUUAAGGCCCUAGGCGAGCUUCCUGAGGAGUGGAAGCAGACUAGGUUUGACGAGGAGGGGGUCGCCGUUGCAGAUGGAGAGAGGGGUGAGUUAUUCUGGAGUUUGGAAGAGACGCGGUCGUUGGAUGACCGGGUACGAGGCAUUAUUGAUGAGCCACUUGGUCUAUUCAUAAACCGUCUAGGAGAGGCGGUUAACGCCACAGAUGAGAAGCCAGGGGCUGCCAUGUUCGACGAUGAUGCCGCGCUCAGGGAACCCUACUCGCCCGCGUUAAGCUCGAUCGUAUGGAAGCCAACGGCGGUGUGCGUCGCCGGGACCUACUUCAUAGCGUACUCGGAUGAGUUGGAUGGCAUACUCGAAGCGUUCCCAAGGAUAUCAGAACUCGAGGCGUCGUUGCUAGUCGACCUCUUAUCGAAAGUCUUCACGUAUGAUCCGGCGACGCGGCUUAAAGCGGAAGAGUUGGUUACGCACCCUUGGUUCUAUUUAACUGUAACCUCUGGAUCAGAGAUCGAUUCAAAACAGCUCGGUAACCGAUGUCAAGGGAUCCCGAUAGAAUGAAAUAAAUUUAUACUUGUAUCAUCAAACCGCUUCGGCUGCUUUCUAAGCAUGUUUUUCACUCAGUCAAUGUUUAUUUUAUUCUAAAUAACAUGUUCAA